This is a messenger RNA of Somion occarium, 1648 nucleotides long. The record is from the annotation of a GenBank genome assembly. Lineage: Eukaryota; Fungi; Basidiomycota; Agaricomycetes; Polyporales; Cerrenaceae.
GAGCCCUUUUUGACGAUAGAAGUUGUGCCUCGUAGCUCUUCACUACUAACUUAUGCAUCGCAUUUGAGCAAUAGCGAAGACAAUCCUGCUGUGUUGCGCGCGGGCUCUUCACACAGGAAGAACCGUCACUGCCACAAUCCCUAAACACCGUUCACCAGUACAUAUGAGCGAUAGGACAAAGGAUACACGUCCUGCUAAACGGGCGCGAUUGUUUGAACCAGAUGGCUUCUCGGUGUCCAAGCCACCACAGAAAGUCUUUCCCCGUGUCGAAUUUGUGUCUUCCUUUGAUAUUCCUGCUCCCGAAAAUGCCCAGGAUAAGACCACAUGGAAAGUAGGAUCUGUUCAUCCUCUGAGUUCCUCGACGAAGACUGCGAAACCCUCCACCUCCGGCCAGAAGGCGGACGUGUCGCGUAGGCCUGUAUAUCGCGUCCUGAAACCACCGCCAAGACCUACUCCUGAGCCCCCUCUACCCACAACGACACGGAAUGGCAAAAACUUCACUCCCCUCUCGUCUACACGACCUAUGCUACCUUCAUCAAAAGACUCAGAGCCACCCGCGGGCAAGCCACUCAGCCGUCUCGUUCGUCCUUUACCCAAUCCCGUCUCGUCUAGUUCAAAACCCUCGAAACCUCUCAAACCACUCAGCCUGCUCAAACCUCCUGUGCGUCCCUCCAAUCGCCGUCCCAAACCAGAUCCUUCCACCAUGAAGACAAUUUCUACGACUAACAUUGCCAUUGCUACAAACCCCUUUACGGCACAAGGUUCUCUGAAUUUGUUUGCUCUUUUCGCGAAGGAAAUGGCAGCAGAUUAUAUGACGCCUCGGGAACGCGAAAUGCGCAGAGGAUUGUUACAGAGCCCGGAGAAAGCCACUAGAAACAAGAAGCAGAAGUUCAUUCCUGGUGGACUCGCCGAUAACGCGAGAUUACUUUGUUCUCAAUCCCGAACAGGUCUUUCCCUCUGGGAAAAGGACAUUCGGAGCCAUGCUAAACGAGGCAUAGCACCCGAAGUCCGUUUGCGCAUUCUUUCCCUCAUUUACACCACGCCUCCACAUACCCAAUCACACCAACCCGCUUCUCGUCCUCCCGUAGUCGCUAUCAUUCGUACCAAAGUGGAAGCAUCAAGAGUUCCGAACGUGAUCAAGGGCGGAGAGUUGUUCGUCAUGGUUCGUCUAGACCCGCCGGCGGGUGGUCCGCCUAGGGCUCUGAAGGAAGACUCGCCGUUGUGGAUUUGGAGACCGUGGUUCACAGUUCCGCUUCCUCCUGAGAUCGAAGGGAUGUCUACGGCCAUUGGUGCUCGGAAACUUGUGAUGUGUAAUCGAUUUCAUAUACCGAAGUGAUUGUUCAUACGAAUUUUUGGACUUGUUGUAGCUCUAGCUUUCAUUUUAUAUUCUUGUAGCAUUAUUUCUUUCGCUAGCGUAGGUUCUCUGGAACUCAGAUGUACAGUUUAUCAUAACUUGAAACAAUUAGCUCCGUGGAACGAUCUCUGUGCUCCAUCUUCGUGAAUGACCUAGCAUUGAAAGUCACCGUGAAUGAACGUAUCUACCAUACAAGUACAACAGUGAUGCCUUUGCAUGCACUCGGAGAUGCCAUGAAGAUUUGCACAACAUAAACCAUCUACCUAACAAGAAGAAUGAAAGAAAGACAAAACA